GCAUUUUCAUCGCGUUCUUUUUCGUUUUGCGUUUGCACAAGCACAACAUCUUCAUCUAUGGCGGGAGCUUUGGUUGGCGGUGCUUUUCUUUCUGCUUUUCUUCAGGUAGCUUUUGAUAGGCUGGCUUCUCGGGAUGUUCUGGACUUCUUCAACAAACCAAAAUUGAACCAGACAUUGCUCAAUAAGUUGAAGAUCGUGCUGUUAUCCAUCGAUGCCGUGGUUGACGAUGCAGAGCAAAAGCAGAUCACUAAUCCGAAGGUGAAGGACUGGAUUGAUUUGGUUAAAGAUGCCGUGUUCGAUGCUGAGGAUGUCUUGGAUGAGAUUGAUUAUGAAAUGUGCAAGCGCAAGCUGGAAGCCGAACAAAGGAGUCGAACCACCGCUAUUGGCAAGGUACGAAACUUCUUUAGUACUCCUGUUAGUUCAUUUGAGAAGGAAAUUGAAUACAAGAUGAAAAACGUCCUUGAAAAUCUAGAAUAUCUUGCAUCUCAAAGGGACAUAUUAAGAUUGAAUGAACGUGAUAGUAGCGGUGGAUUGAGAACUGCUAUACCAGAUAGACCGCCAACUACAUCUUUAGUGGAUGAAGACGGAAUAUAUGGUAGAGAUGAUGACAGAGAAACCAUCAUUGAAUGGCUUCUGUCAGAAAAGUAUAACAACCAACUAUCUGUGAUUUCUAUAGUGGGUAUGGGUGGUCUGGGUAAAACUACUCUUGCCCAGCUCGUAUAUAAUGAUAAAAGGGUGAUGGAUGGAUUCAACCUCAAAGUUUGGGUGUGUGUCUCUGAUGAGUUGGAUGUGUUGAGGGUAACACGAACAAUUUAUGAGGCAAUCACUGGGUAUAAAUAUGAUACCAAUGAUUUAAAUAUGCUUCAAAUUAAAUUGAAACAACAACUAACUCAAAAGAGAUUUCUCCUUGUUUUAGACGACGUGUGGAAUGAAAAUUAUAUGCUAUGGGAGGCCUUGCAAUCACCAUUUAAUCAUGGGGCACUAGGAAGCAAAAUUCUUCUAACCACCCGCAAUAGAAAAGUUGCUUCAACCAUGCAUUCUGCUGAUAUACUUCAAUUGAAGCCGUUAUUAGAAGGAGAUAGUUGGUCAUUAUUUAGCAAAUACGCAUUCCAUAAUGGAAAUGAUCUUUAUGCAAACUUUGACCUUAAAGAAAUUGGUAGAAAAAUCAGUAAAAAAUGCAAAGGGCUGCCUUUGGCUUUGAAAGCUAUUGGGAGUCUCUUAUACACAGAAUCGUCUCGUGAGCAAUGGAAUGAAAUUUUGGAAAGUGAGAUAUGGGAAGACAAAAGCAAUAGCAAGAUUCUCCCUGCUUUGAGAUUGAGUUAUUGCUACCUCCCCUCUCAUCUCAAAAGAUGCUUUGCUUAUUGUUCAAUAUUUCCCAAAGAUUAUGAUUUUGAUAAGGAGCAUUUAAUUCAGCUAUGGAUGGCAGAAAAUUUUCUGACAUGUGCUCAUCAGAGCAAAGAUGCGAGAGAAGUAGGAGAACAAUUCUUUCAUGACCUAUUAUUGAGGUCACUUUUUCAACGAUCACCAGUAGAUGAGACUCGUUUCGUCAUGCAUGAUCUUAUUAAUGAUAUGGCAAAAGUUGAAUAUGGAAAGUUUUGCCAUAGGUUGGAGUUAGAUGAUGUAAAUAACUUGACAGAAAUGACCCGCCAUAUUUCAUUUUUGAGAAAUACUAUUAAUACAUUCAAACAAUUUGAGGUUAUACACAGGGCUAAUAAAUUGCGCACUUUCUUGCCUCUGUCUAUGCAAGGUCAUAGAAGUACAAGCUGUAACUCCAUUGUUCACUUUAUAUCUGGCAAGCUUACUCACAAUUUGCCAUCCAAGUUCACUUGCAUGCGAGUUUUAUCUUUGUCAGAUCAUGUCAUCAUGCAGUUACCUGAUUCAAUAGGAAACCUCAAACAUCUCCGUUAUUUGGACUUAUCAGGAACUAAAAUAAGGAAACUACCUGAUUCAAUAUGCCAACUUUAUCAUUUGCAAACGCUAAAGUUAUGGCGUUGUUGUCUUUUGGAAAAGUUGCCAAUGGAUUUUCAUAAACUCAUGAAUCUACGUCACCUUGAUUUUCGUGAAACUCAAGUGAGAGAGAUGCCAAAGCAAUUAGAUAAAUUGAAAAAUCUUCAAGUGCUGUCAUCAUUUAUUAUAGACAAAUUUGGAGAGGCCAACAUCAAAUAUUUAGAAGGACUUGAUCUUCAUGGAUCAUUUUCCAUCUCAGGAUUGCAGAAUAUGAGGGGAAUGAUUUUUCUAGCAGACUUGUACAUACGAAAGUGUCCUAGAUUUGUCCAUUUUCCUGAAGGAGGGUUUUCAGCCCCCAAACUAGUAUUGUGUUGCGUCGAUGAAUUGAAGAAUUUGAAAUCACUGCCAGAGAAGAUGCGUAUUUUCUUUCCCUCUCUCACAUGUCUAGUAAUAAGAUGUUGCCCACAAGUGGAAUCAUUUUCAGAGGAAGAUUUACCAUCGAAUCUCCAAUAUCUUGACGUCUUGGAAUGCCCGAAACUUGUAGCCUCUCGAAUGGGGUGGCAUCUGAGUAGCCUUACUUCACUGCAUCACUUAGGGAUUGGAGAGGUAGAUGAUGAGUCUCUUCCUGAUAUUGGACUACUUCCGCCUACUAUUACUAGUCUUUCGUUCCAUAACUGCCCAAAUCUUAGAUCAUUGGAACACAAAGGUCUUUGCCACUUAUCCUCUUUGGAAGGAUUGGGAAUUCAUGGCUGCCCUAAACUCGAGCACCUUCCAAAGGAGGGUUUGCCCAAUUCCCUUUGUUUGCUACGGGUUAUUGGCUGUCCCUUGCUCAACAAGAAGAUCCAAAAACAAAAUGGAAAAUAUCGUGCAUUUAUUUCUCACAUUCCUUUUAGUAGCACUAAAGAUGAUGGAGUAGCAUUAGUAAGUGAGCUUCUCACUCAUGAAGGCAUGAGUUUUCCCACUAUCCAUUCUGCAUAUAGUCGUUAG
Messenger RNA from Neltuma alba, 2934 nucleotides. RefSeq names its product putative disease resistance RPP13-like protein 1. Lineage: Eukaryota; Viridiplantae; Streptophyta; Magnoliopsida; Fabales; Fabaceae. The transcript is spliced from 2 exons. The coding region runs from base 58 to 2934 and encodes 958 amino acids. Gene Ontology annotation, molecular function: protein binding; ADP binding. The record is from RefSeq and is a predicted model, not a curated record.